Vitrella brassicaformis is the source of this 1376-nucleotide messenger RNA. NCBI's taxonomy places the organism in Eukaryota, Vitrellaceae. The record is from the annotation of a GenBank genome assembly.
AGAUCCUGAGCUCGCACGCGAAGAAGGCAAAAAGGGGAGCAGCAGGACGCCAUUGAUAUCGUGCCUUGGCCCAUUGUCGUGAAAUUCAGUCAAGAAAUCGCACAUUUUCGUUUUGUUGCUGGUGAGGAUGGCGGCUGCAUCAAGCACCAGCAAGAACGUGACGAUUUCCAUCGACCGUGAGGCGGCGGAGAAGAUAGACACCGCCGCCCACAUGCGGCUGCUGCAGACCAAGGCAAACGAUAUCGGAAAGAAACGUGAGCAACGCAGAUGACAGAGCGGGGCGGCACAACGUGUGUUGUAUGGUGUGUGUUGUGGUGUGGUGCGUGUCGGUGCAGGUGAGCCUGACCCCACUGUCCAUGCGGACAAGUCGAGCAGGGUGUCGGUGCAGGAGACCGAGAUAGAAACGACGGGUUCCACAAAUGUGCCGGGCAUUCUCACCUUCCAGGUACUGAAUGCACGUACGGACGGACGGACGGACGUGUGUGCUCAAAUGAGUCACUGUGUGUGCCUGUCUGUUCUCUUCGGUGUGAUCUGGGUGCAGGUGGAUCUGACUGGUUCGAUAGAGGAGUGGCACAUGGCGCUCGUCAAGGAGAGCGGCGAGAAGGUCGUCGUUUCUCGACAAAACACCACGGUAACUGCCCCCACACACAAAUAACAUAUGGCCACUCGCCGCAGGGCACUCCUCCUUCUCUGCCUGCCUGCCUGCCUGCCUGCUGUUUUCAGGUCAAGUAUGCCGAGGGCGUCUUAACACUUGAGGACGCCACCAUCGAGCCGGGGACGUACGUGCUGCGCAUCCAGCAGGAGACCUUCGGGGCGCCGAGUGACAUGAUGGCCGACGCGCCGUCCCCCUCGCCCGCCCGAUCGCCCGUUGACGUGCCCAUGACGUAGAAGAGGGAGAGUAGCGGGAGCUGGUGUGGUGUCAAGACAGACAGACCGACAGACUUCCUUCCUGCCUGAGUGUACGCCUUGUUGUUUUUCAUGGGCGUCUGUGUACAGACUGGUCUGGUAUCGGGGCUCAGAGAGAGAACGGGGUGGCGUGAGGUGAGAUUUGUGUGGAUGGGUCAAUCGAUCGGUAGAUCAGCCAAGAUUGGGUUGAGCUGAUGUGCUGUGUUGUUGGCGGGGAUGAUGGGACGGAUGGAUGCGUUUAAGAUAGCGCCAUGCUAUGUGAUGGGCUGGUCGUGUCGAGGGGCCAUCGUCGGGCAAUUGUAGCAUCCGCAUCGACAACUCAGUCGUUCAUGCGCGAAAAGCUUGGCGAGGCUGUGGGUGGGCGAUGCGGUCACUGCGAUCGCACGACGCGACAAUCCAGCCUGUGUUGUGUGCGGACAAACAUUCCAUGAUGAAAUGCCAGUGUGUCACGGGUGUCGUCGCUAUGGAGG